CUUUACAUUUAAAACAAAAUCAUCAAGUCUGCAUCAUGAAUUCUACAACACUUUUUAUUUUCAUUGGUCUUGUUGUGCUGAUAUCUACCAACACCACCUAUGCUAAAAAGCAUAGAAUUUCUCCCAAAAUUCGAGAAAUGAUUUGUCGAAGAUGUUGGGGACGAUUAUACAAAUAUUGCAGUGGUUCUGUCCGAUUGUCGAAAAGAAGUGUUGAUGACGACACAGAGGAAAUUACGUCACUCGCUCGCAACUUUCAAGGUUCGUCAAUGAGAAAACAAGAACGAUCAUGGCUGUCACGUGUUAAAGCAGAGGUUUAUUCUAGGCGUAAAAGAAGAGCUUAUAGAACUUUCAGAAUACAAAUAAAAAACUGUAAAGUAUGCCGGGAUAUUUGCUUUUGAAGAUAUUGAAAAAACGGGUCAUAUCGAAAAAAAAAACGAAUGUACCGCCUCGGCAAAAUGAGAGAAGAGCAAAGAUAACGACUUAUGGCGAAAGUUCCAAAUAAAAUUGUUCUGUGUUCUUGCACAAUCAUAUGUUUAACCUUCACUUCUAAACACUUGCCCGGUAUAAGUUCGUUAUCCCGAUCACGAUAAUGUAAUAAUUCCACAUAUUUGUAUUUCAAUUUUUUCUAAACAAAUAAUUAGGAAAUCAGUAU
This is a messenger RNA of Styela clava, 652 nucleotides long. RefSeq lists its product as uncharacterized. NCBI's taxonomy places the organism in Eukaryota, Metazoa, Chordata, Ascidiacea, Stolidobranchia, Styelidae. The record is from RefSeq and is a predicted model, not a curated record.